AUGGGACAAGGUGGGUCAGGUUCAGUUAACGAUUCCCCACAACAAUCACAACAAAAAGAAGAAAAAGAAAAAGAAGAAAAAGUUCUUUAUAUACAGCCGGAACACAAAAAAGAAAUUGUACUCCCACCGUAUGAAAAAGAGGCAGAGGAACUAUACGAGUCAGUGAUUCGUCCUAUUGAGAUUGUGCCCCCACUACUGCGAUCAUCCGUUGGAUUACCUCCAUUAACGCCAAUCACAGAAACGACAGUAUUGAAUGGAAUUCAGCAGCGAUUGUUUUUUUUCUUUUCCUCCAGAGAAACACUAAUGGAACAGGAGGCACUGGAGCAACAGCGGCAGAGAGAACAACAGCUGAAGCGUGAAAUGUCUACAAGAAGAGAAGAUAACAAUAGUGGGAGUUCACUGAAUGUGGAGCUUCGGAACUUUACAAUGAGUUGGAAGAAACUUCAGGAAACGGCAUUAGAGAAAAGUCGUCAAGGGGCAAGUGAGAUUGAUGGCUUUCUCAUUGAAUUGGGGAAAAACCUCCAGUUAAUGGAAAAGGAGGCUCUUGUUCAAAGUUAUCUAAAGGAUCUCUAUAAUCACUGUUAUGAUGAAGAAGUUAAAUUAUAUGAUGAGAUAACAGAAGUUACAAAACUUUUGCAGGAUGAUGUUUUGGUUUUAUUGGAGGAUGUUUGGUCACUUUUGAGUAUUUCCGAGCGGAAUGAUAUUUCUUCUCUACUGGAGACGGAAAGUUAA
Molecule: messenger RNA, 732 nt
Organism: Trypanosoma theileri
Lineage: Eukaryota; Euglenozoa; Kinetoplastea; Trypanosomatida; Trypanosomatidae
Product: putative helicase-like protein
Exons: 1
Coding region: 1-732 (243 amino acids)
Source: RefSeq, a predicted model, not a curated record